Monosiga brevicollis MX1 is the source of this 1785-nucleotide messenger RNA. RefSeq lists its product as uncharacterized. The coding region runs from base 1 to 1785 and encodes 594 amino acids. The transcript has 2 exons. The record is from RefSeq and is a predicted model, not a curated record. Lineage: Eukaryota; Choanoflagellata; Craspedida; Salpingoecidae.
AUGCUGGCCUCCUCCAUUGGAGCGCCCGCCCGGGCUGCCCAAGAUGCAACAGCCCGGGCUGUCAAGGGCAGCGGGGACUACGUGGCGCACCACUCCAACAAUUUCAGCGAGGGUGUAAGCGCACUGAUUGAUGCCCAUUACAGUGCCGCCCGUUCCAUCGCGCUGGUCAAAGCGACGGCCGGGGAGCUCUUGCAUCAAGAUCACGGCAGCAAGCUGGAGCAGAUCCAGCUCCUCAAAGACUACUGCAACCGCUUGCUGAAGGCGCUGCCCCAUCCGACGCAAGUCACGCCCGAAGAGUUGACGGACCUCAUUGAGCAGGGUCUCCACGAUUUUCGGACCGCUUGCCACGCCCUAGCCGGGCCUCACGUGACACUGAUUGCAGCCUUCAAGUUCUCCGCCAACGUGCUUGUGCAGACCAAGCGUCUCACCACCUCGGAAACCAAUGCCAUCCUGUCCCGAGCCCUCCACGCCGUCAACGCCAUCAAUCAUGCCUGGCGCUUUGUCCAGUCCUACGCGCUUUUGAUACAGGGUUGCUUGCAGCACUUGCCCGCCACCUCCGCCUGCCGCGCACGAUUGAUCGCAGCCCACGACAAUACCGUCACGGUGAUCCAGCAAGCACAGAGCUUUUCCGAAGGGGCACGCAUGCAAGUGGCCGAGGAAAGCUUUCGCAACAAGCUUCGCAUUCCCAAGGGCAAGGCUUAUCGGCUGGUCACGGCUGAAGGCCUCUUGCAAGCCGGGCCUUGCAUUCGCUCUGAGGUCUGCUUUCGCCACAAGGGCAAGCCCAUCAACAAAGUGCCCAAGGCCCAACCCAUGCGCCUCUCCAUCUUUGGUCAUGUUGUCAUCCUCACCGCCUCGACCCUGGAGGCAGAGAAGCUUCUGCUCCCACCGGUGGAUCUCAGCUGUGUCAGUGCUUCAGCCGUGCGUGACGGAGAUGGCUGCGUCUUUGCCCUAGCUUUGGCGGGAAAGUACGACAUUGAGUUGCGAUGCAAAACGGCCCUGCUUUGCGAUCAAUGGCUCAGCUUUUUUCGGGAUCCAGCCGCACACGUGGCCGAGCUCCAGCACAUGCACAAAACGUUCCGCACUAAUCUGGAAUUGGCCGAGCGCACGCGCGCCAGUACCCCCGUCAACACACCCUACCAGGAAUCAGCCAAUCUCUCACUGCUGACCCAUCGCCAAUUUCACCCAGCCACUCGUAAGCCCAAUCAAGCUUGGGGGGGCUGUGGCGGCGACGAAGGAGAUACAGUUGAUGACACUGCCCGCAACAAAGUCAGCAAACCAGCUGCCGAAGCUCUUGACGACGGUUAUAUGCCCGUGGGUGAGGCCUUGGGCGAUGGUAGCGACCGUGGCAGCGACCGCGACAGUGUUAGCGACGUCACAGAGGCACUGGAUUCCAUGGUGAAUCCAGUCGCUGGUGCUCCGAACCUCGAUGGAUCGGGCUGCAUCGACGUCCAUGGUGCCGAAACGGCCAGCCCCUCUUUUGAAGCACAAGCACAACAGGUGGCGGGCACUGCCACUGGCUCCCUGUCCGACUUGGCCGAUGAUCCCUUCAAGCCGCGUGAGCUCGCAUCUGACACCACAGGGGCUCCUCGCACAAGCCACCCACUAGGCCUUACACCGCCCCCCGUCAACACGCGGCCCCGCAUGAACGCACCGAUUGAGUUUAAGGCGGACUUUGAAUCGGCUGACGCCCAGAAGGCUCUGGGUGGGCGAGUCGUGCGCCGGAUUCCCGUCAAGCCUCUCAAACGUGGCAGCAGUACAGAUAUUUUGGGCGUGGCUACCGCCUAG